GCGACAUCUAUUUCAACAAAGUAGCUGAAUGACAGCUGUCAAAAAAUUAAGACAAACACAUUUGACGUUUUUGCAAAAGGCGCAAAUUUAAUUUGUAAACAAACUAUGGAAAGUAUGAAAUAUGAAUUAUGAUAAUAAUAUUAAAAAUAUAUGCAAAUUAAUAACAAAUGCGAGUGCAGAUGUCGUGCUAGAGUUUCGUUAUGAUUUUAUAAAUUUUCUAAAAAGCACUAAUCAGAUUGAGAAGUAUUUAAUACGAAAGCAUUUUAUGAACUUAGAAUGGAAUUGCGGAAGUCUACGUGUACUUGGAGUACUACAGGAGAUACAAUUGUUGUCAGCUACUGAGUACAUAUUAAGUUUAAAGGAUAGCGCACAAAUACAGUUGAUACUCAAUGACUUCCUAGAAACUGAAUACGAUUUGUUAUUGCAACUAUUUAAAUCCUCAUUUUAUGAUAAUUUUAACAACACUCGAAUUAAUAUGUAUUUGGAUGAAUCUUUGAGAUGUUUAUUUUUAGAUUUGUUAAAAAAUCCCACAUUAAACGAUUUAAGUUACUUAAAUGUUUUCAAUAAUAAAUUACCAGAAUCGUUGCUAUUACAUGUAAUGAAGAAGCAUAUUCAGGUUAUAAUGGAUUUACACGACAGUAAUAUUAAAUCAGCUUUCCAAAAUUAUAGCAUUUGGAUUAAUAAUAGUGUAGAUAAUUACAAAUUUACAAAGGAUUUAUAUGUGAAGCUUCUAAAAUUUUGUGAGCAAGCAGCAAUUAAUUAUUUGUUUAACGCAUCCAUUAAGGAACACUUUAAAGAAUGGAAAUUUUAUUUAAUUUUAAUGCAAACUAUUGUUAGCAGAUGCACAAAUGAAUGUUCUGUAUAUAUAAGAAAAUAUUUUAAAACGCGUUUAUUACAAAUCUCCAAUAAUCCAUGUAAAAAUGCGAUGCUGCAUUUGCUACUCACAGCACGUGCUGCUACUGCCACAACUGAAGAUAUAGACAAAAAUAUAGACUCCUAUGCUAAGUGGUAUAAGCAAAACAUUGGUGAAAUGAAGUAUGUCUUGGAUAAAGAGCAGUUUCUAAGUAUUUUAACUCUCAUGGAAGAAUGCAUAAGUUAUGAGACUGAACUCGAAUACAUUGAGAUAUAUACGCAAAUUUCAAUUGCUCCACCUGUGCUGUGUAGUAAGGCCGUUCAAAGUUACAAGGCAAAAUGCAAGAUACAUUUAACUCGAUUAAAAAAUAAUAUACGCCCAGUGGAAAUGUAUGACAGUAUUCUGAUUGAUGACAGUGAUUGACGGUAUAAUAAAUUUGUGAUAUUUACAUUAUUCAAAAUAUCUUAAAUAAUUUUAUUUAUGUGUUGUUUUAUCACACUUAAAUAUUUGCAAUGAAUAAACAAAGAUAAAUUAAAUGCAUGCAAAUAAAAAAUAUUGUAUCUGCCUAUAAUUUCAAAUUUC
Messenger RNA from Teleopsis dalmanni, 1435 nucleotides. RefSeq lists its product as uncharacterized. The transcript has 9 exons. The record is from RefSeq and is a predicted model, not a curated record. Bases 122 to 1276 code for a protein of 384 amino acids. Lineage: Eukaryota; Metazoa; Arthropoda; Insecta; Diptera; Diopsidae.